Molecule: messenger RNA, 297 nt
Organism: Rhagoletis zephyria (snowberry fruit fly)
Lineage: Eukaryota; Metazoa; Arthropoda; Insecta; Diptera; Tephritidae
Molecular function (GO): hydrolase activity, hydrolyzing N-glycosyl compounds
Source: RefSeq, a predicted model, not a curated record
AUGAACUCUGGCUUUUCCACAGGCAAAGGGAAUACUACGAAAAGUGCCGAAUUCAAUUUUAUGCUGGACCCAGAAGCUGCGUUUCAACAGGAUUGGCGCCUCAACGUUCUUGGAACAAUAGAAAGUCCCUUCGUCGAAUUAUUAAAUCGCGUGGAACGCGCUUUGCUCAUACCGAGAGGCGUCAAACGUUGGCUGGUUUGUGAUGCAUUGGCCGUCGCCGCUUAUCUAUUCCCUCAUUUGGUGGUGACUGCUACUCAGCUGCAUCAUGCAGACGUGGAACUUGCUGGCGUGCAUACA